Molecule: messenger RNA, 1007 nt
Organism: Colletotrichum phormii
Lineage: Eukaryota; Fungi; Ascomycota; Sordariomycetes; Glomerellales; Glomerellaceae
Product: thermoresistant glucokinase family carbohydrate kinase
Exons: 2
Coding region: 196-915 (239 amino acids)
Cellular component (GO): cytoplasm
Molecular function (GO): gluconokinase activity
Source: RefSeq, a predicted model, not a curated record
UACAUAUAUAACUAUAUACCAUCGCUCGAACUUCUUCAAUAUCCUACACCCACCUCCUAGAUUGUGUUGAAAACCUGAACUAGUAUCCAUACGCUUCGACCUUUUCAACUCCGGAUAACGCGAUAGCGUCAUAACCUACUCUCCUCGAAACAAGAUAUCCGGGACCCGUUUCUAUAUACGGAUCUUCGCAAAACAAUGCUUUCCUACGACUCCCCGAUGCCUGUCAGUGGACAAACUCCCAAGUCGCCUUCGGGGCUUACCAACGGCGUACAACAAGCCGUUGCGUCCCAGACCCAGCCUAGAGUACCUGGGGUUCCGACCUCCGCAAACAAUGGCGUACACGUCAACGGAUCUCUCGACACCAAGUACCACCACAUCUGGCUAGUUACUGGUCCUGCUGGCUGUGGCAAGACGACUGUUGCCGAGUACCUCGCUCAAGCUCUGAAGCUGCCCUACAUUGAGGGUGACAGUUUCCACCCUCAAGCGAAUAUCGAAAAGAUGGCAAACGGCAUUCCUCUUACCGACGCCGACCGUUGGGACUGGCUUGUUGCCCUGCGCGAAGAGUCCCGCCACCAGCUGGCUGCGGGCUCCGACGGAGUCGUCCUCACUUGCUCGGCCCUGAAGCGCAAGUACAGAGACGUGAUCCGCGUUGCUGGAUACUACGACCGCUCGAUCCUCAUUCACUUCAUCUACCUGUCAGCCUCCGAAAACGUCCUGGUCCAGCGUGUUACGGCUCGCAGCGCUGCCACCAACCACUACAUGGGCGCCAACAUGGUCCGCAGUCAGUUCCAGUCUCUCGAGGCCCCCAUGGCCGACGAGACCGAUGUCAUCAGCCUCGAUGUCAGCCGCUCCCUCGAAGAAGUCAAGCGCGACGCCUUGGCCAACGUCAAGGCCGCAAUGGAAGAGGAGGCAUGAGCUGUAUACCGGCUAUAGAAGGCGUACUGUCAUUGGUUCUUUUUUGGCUGCUUCUUUUUGACAAAUUAUCCUGCGGGAUAUUGGAGUUCCGG